Molecule: messenger RNA, 1485 nt
Organism: Fusarium graminearum PH-1
Lineage: Eukaryota; Fungi; Ascomycota; Sordariomycetes; Hypocreales; Nectriaceae
Exons: 8
Coding region: 1-1485 (494 amino acids)
Cellular component (GO): cytoplasm
Source: RefSeq, a predicted model, not a curated record
AUGCCACAACAGUACGGUGUUGCACUCCAGCUCAAUAUGGAGGGUUAUGUUACACACGAGAUUGAAGAAGCAUAUCGUCUAAGCGCUGUGCACAGCACUGCUAGCGCUACACCCGCAACGCCGGUACCUGUACCAGUGGUGGAGGCACAACGAACCGCAGGAACUUCUAAUGCGCAGAACAGAAGAGAGGGAAAGGACGUCAAGAGAUCCAAUGGCCAACUAAGUACCAGGAUCGUGGUUGAUCCUCCAAAUCUUGAGGAAUGGAGAGAUAAGUUCUUCAACGUUGAUGAAGCAAUCAUCCUUACGCAUGAAGAGUUUGAGACAUAUUUUCCUCAUGUAGACAACGUCUAUUCUCACCGCUCGACACAGCGCUACAAACAUAAACCUUUCAUCUCGCACUACUGGGACUGCCGUAUGAAAGGCCGCCCCCCGGGAACACCAAAGUCCGACGACCCAAACAAGAAGAAGCGUAAGCGUACCGCUCGUCAGCGUGAUCUGUGUGAUGUGAAGAUCAAGAUCACAGAGCAUUUGCCCGGCGCAUAUUCAGAACUCGGCGAUAUCAGCCUCCCUGGUGUUGAUCUGGCGGGUCAACGUCUGUGGACGAUACAAAGAGUUAAUGGAAACGGAGGCAAUGGUAAGGGCGACGGCGUGGCUGGACCACACAAGCAUACGUUGCAGAUGAGUGACGAGAUCAAAAAGAGCAGUGUACAACGGUAUUUGGCGAAGCAGGGCGAUAGUGUGAGCAAGGCAAAGGAGAAGGUCAAGGGGCAGCCCGAUAUAAAGGCUACAGGGGCUGCACUUGCCACUAUCCGAAAGCACGCAAAGGACAGCAAUUUCAAAUUCUAUGCCGCAUGUUUUUGUCCAUUCUCACAACGCACCUGGAUCGCUCUAGAAGCAAAAGGCAUGUCAUACCAAUAUUGCGAAACGUACCCUUUUCGCAUUCCUGAAGAACCCAUCUUGGCCAACACCCGCGCCUGUGUACCGAUGAUAAAACACAACGACUGGACAUGCUCAGAUAGCACAGUGAUGCUGGAGUAUCUUGAAGAUAUGGGUCAGGGACCGCCGCUUCUUCCUUCAGAUCCUAAAUUAAAGGCUAAAUGCCGCUUAUGGAUAGGCUAUAUAAAUCGUCACAUUGUCCCAAAUUUCCACAAAUUAGUUCGGAAUCACGACCCGAGUUUUGGGAAUGGAGCUGCGGAUCGUUUACAAGCCAGUAUAGAUACUCUAGCUGGAGCUGCUGACGAAAAGGGACCUUUUUUUCUCGGCCAGGACCUCUCCCUCGUCGACAUACACCUGGCGCCGUUUGCUCUUCGUCUCUCAAGAGUUCUCGUCUCUACAUGUGGGUGGUGUCUACCACCGUCUGGAUCGCGUUGGGCGAGGUGGCUGGGUGCCAUUGAAGGUGACAGGAGUGUGCGAGCUACUACUAGUAACCAGGCUCUAUAUCAUGAGACGGUUGACGUAUUGAUGAGACGUGAAGUAAUGAGCUAG